AGAUACCAUGCCAUAACUUAUGGUUGGAUAGUUGAUCAGAUUGUUCGGCGUGCCGAUCCAAAGCACAGAUCAGUAGGACAAUUUUUCAAGGAAGAAAUAGCCGAUAGAUACGGUAUUGAUUUCCAUAUUGGACUGCCGAGUUCUGAAGAGCAUACGGUAUCACGACUCUCUAUGCCGUCUACAGCGCACCUCCUCAAGGAAAUUAUCCAUGAUCCAAGAGUUCUAAUUGUACUCGGCAUACUUCAUCUACGACCUCCAACUUCGAUCGCAAGGAAAGUUCGUGAAAAUCCUCAGUGGUUUAAAUUGGAACAGACCGUAAUCAGAGUAUUCAAGGAUGUGAACACCUUCAACGAUCCGGAGCUACAUGGUAUGGAACAAGUCGCAGCUCUAGGAAUCACGAAAGCCCGAGAUAUGGCCCGCUUGUUCUCCCUUAUGCUCAGCGGGAAGUUCUUCAGUAAGGAACUCGUCCAACGGUUCAAAAAUCCCCAGAUCUCUUCUGGCCUUGACGAAAUAGUAAUGACCCCAUUGCCAAAAGGUCAUGGUUUCCUAUACGAGAGGCAUCCAAGCUCGGGAAAGCGAUGGCUCGUUGGCCACCCAGGGUAUGGUGGAAGUACAGUGAUGAUGGAUGUUGAUGAUGAGAUUGUCAUCGCUUACGUAACGAAUGGUCUGAAAACUGGAAUGGGAGAGUUGACACGAACAUAUCGCCAUUUACGUGACGCUGUAUUCGAGUGUUUCGAGAAAUCAAAGGAGUAA
Molecule: messenger RNA, 753 nt
Organism: Haemonchus placei
Lineage: Eukaryota; Metazoa; Nematoda; Chromadorea; Rhabditida; Trichostrongylidae
Source: the annotation of a GenBank genome assembly